GUUGUUUACCUGCAAGACUGAGCCUACGUCUCGAGGCAGCUGCUGCAGACCGCAGGUCCCGUCCGCGUAUGCAAUCGGACGGCGUGCCUGACCGCCUGAAGUUGAUGCUCACUGGUCAAUUGAAGGCGGCCAAUACUCUGCAGGUUUUCCAAGGCCGCCUGCUCCAGUGCGAAGUAGUAUCACGGAAUCUUUAGCAGGCAACGACUCGACGACGAUUAAUGCGAUGGCGCAACCAAACGGAGCCUCGUCGCUCAGCCGCGCGAAGUCAACGCGCGCAUCGGCAAACAUCGGCAAGCCGUCCCAGAGUGCCUCGCGCGGGAAUGCACCGGGCGCCGUCCCAUCGACCACGACUUCUCACCAAACCACCUCGCCGACUGCCCGGUCUCAUGUCUCCCUCUUUCUUGCCAACCUCCGCCUGCUCAAUCUCGACCAGCACCCCGACUGGCCCGACAUCAACGCGCUCACAUUCAGCACGAAGGAUCUGGCUCAAGGGCAGAAGAAGCGCAUCCAAUCGGUGGAGUGGGCCCUGUACCACCUCUUCAGGCUGUGGGACCCGGACGAAGCACGCAACAAGCUGCAGCCCUUCUUUCCACCGCUCGACCAGGUCCAGUCGCUGAAUCUCCGCGCCGCGUUGCUGAGGGGCUUAGAGCAAGCAAAGAAGAAUGGUGUUCUCGGCCGGGAUGCCGUCGUGCGCAAGACCAUGCUCGACGAAUGCAAGGGCGAGCGGCUGGAGGAGGUGCUGGCCGUCUUCUCGUCGGCCGUCCUCAAAAAGGUGGUUGCUGAGCAGCAGCUGAAUGGAGGGGGCCACCCUGCUCUUGCCCAGACUCUUGCUCUUGAGAAUCGAGGGUACUCUGGUGACCGGACCGAGCUGGUGGCCCUCGUCAUCGCACACAAGGCGUCGUUGCGCCGCAUGCUGGACGAGAAGAACACGGAUCGGGCACGGUUCCGGGAGUUCUCUGACUGGUUGGCGCUGAAAGAGGAGACGGUUGCCAGGAAGCGUGAGGAGGCUGAGGCUGCGAAGCGAAGCGGCCGGAAAAAGGUGGUAACCGACGAAGAGAAGCGCGAAGUCUGGGGCAUAGUGCGAAAUAACUGGGCUGGCAACGAACGAUGGAUGGAGGCGCUGCUCUACGGCGACAGCAAGUCCCACAAGGAUGGUGUGCUCGCGACCCCGUAUGACCGUGUUUGGAGACGGGUCCAAGAAGGAAGGCUUGCCGAACUCGAGGGUACAUCUGCCGGCCUUCUGGAACGGUUGGAACACCGAGUCCAGGGGCAGCAAGCACGGCUGGAGAAGUGGCAAGGGUUUCGCCAGAGGCUGUUUGGAAAGACUGGGUCUGAGGCCGCGACGAAAGGGCAGAAACAGGAGCCUAAACACAAGGGCAUCGAUCUCGGCUUUCGAGAGCACGAGAGCCUCCGUCUCGACCGUCUGAGCCCAAGGAAGCUGCCGAGACCCUCGCCCAAGCAGCUCGACAGCCACUACGAGGCGCUCAUUGAAGGUCUCAGGUCGGAUCUAUCCAAAAUCGGCUCAACCGCUCCAGCCAUCCCCGCGUUCUUCCGCAGACCGCCGCCGCUGGAGCGACCAGAGCCGCCGACCGAGGAUGCCGAGCCGGAAUCCGAAGUAAUAUCCGACAUCAGCGAGCUCGAGGAGGCACGGCCACCGCCACGUCCGUCGCCCUCUCGCCGUGAACCGAUCAAAGUGUCGGAAGAGCCAGCAUUUGAACCGGUCCUACGGAAAGCCAAGACCUUUGAUGAUGAGCACGGAUUCUUCGAGGAUGAACCCUUGAUCCCAUCUCGUCUCCAGAGAUCAGCCACCGUCCAGCCUCAGUCGCCUUCUGCGAGACGGCGGCAGAGCCAAGACUCGCCGACGAAGUCUCCAGAGCGGCGGUUUAGUUCGGCACCAAAAGCUACCCGGCGCCCUUCAUCGCCUCCACCCCCGGCUCCUUCCCCUCCUCGAGUGGUGACGCCAUCACCAGAGCCGCCACCUUCGCCCGAACAGGCGGUAUCGCCAACACAGCAGCUCGCGGAUCAAAUACUCGCUGCGGUUAGCGCCGCCUCCCCGUCUCCCGUCAAGAAACCGCGACACAGGCUCUCCCUGGCCGAGCGCACUCGUCUCUCCAUGGCACGGGUCACGUCCCACGCGAACCUCCGCGUUCCGGAAGCGGACGAAGACGGGUUUGACGAGGCAGGGGGAGAAGCCGUUCCGGAGGCGGAUAAUGGGAAUCGUGGCGCGCUCGACCGCGCGCCGAGGCCAGUCGUCUCCUCCGUGGCCGAACCGUCAACGGCGGAACGCGAGGCGGGGGGGUAUGAAGACCUGGUUGCCCGCACGAGGCGGAGCUUGGCCGGCUCUGAAGCGGCAAGACAGAAAGCGCAGCUGGAACGGCGACGGUCGUUGAAAAGGGGGAUGCAGAGCGGCGGCGGCGCCCCGUCGACGCCGGCCGCGGCGGGGAGGAGAAGCAACUACUUCCGUGCCGUCAGUGAAGAGGAGGGCAAUUCGACAUUGCAGCUCGCCGAGGAGCUCUUGAAUGGCGGGCGCGAGAAUGAUUAUGAGGCGGUCUUUAUGAGCCGCCCAAAGCUGAAGACUAGCCCGAUCGGUACACCCGUGAGGGAAUUCUGGGAUUAAGCGACGCAUUUCAUGAGUGAGCAAUCGAGAUACGACAUGAGGAUGAGAAUUUGGAAGAUUGCGGGUACGAUAUUCGAUGUUAUGGAUAGACGUAACGGAAGAAGGCGCGGGUUCAAGACGGUACUGCAGUGCGAUGGCUCACGUUCAUACGACCAGCAAUGAUUACGCAA
Thermothelomyces thermophilus ATCC 42464 is the source of this 2787-nucleotide messenger RNA. RefSeq lists its product as uncharacterized. The transcript has a single exon. The coding region runs from base 224 to 2617 and encodes 797 amino acids. The record is from RefSeq and is a predicted model, not a curated record. Lineage: Eukaryota; Fungi; Ascomycota; Sordariomycetes; Sordariales; Chaetomiaceae.